AUGGCGUUGCGCGACGGAACAGAACCUGUUGCCCUCCUAGCCACGGCCGGCACGCUGACCAACAUCGUCGCCAUCCUGGGUAGAUCGAUUGUUUCUGUUGCCGAGCUACGGAGCCAGUGGAAUGAUGCCGACCUAGCCAUCCUCUCAUUCGAAAGUCAGCUUGCGUCGCUACGAACCGCACUCGUCAAAAUCAAUGAAUGGGUAGAUACGCAUUAUGCCGAAGACCCGCACCAUCAGCUGGUGAUGGACCUCGACCGAUGCGUCGCGUGCUGUCGCUUGCUAAUUAGCAAGGUCGACACUGAUAUCCACCCCUUCCAAAUGUUGUCUGGCAAGAUGGAUAAGAAGCACAAGGCCAAGAUGUUGUUGAAGUCGAAAGACUUUAGGGAUACACAGCGAAUGAUUGAGCAACAUACGAGCGCAUUAUCGUUAUUGCUCACAGCCUGCCAUACCACCGCCCUUUCACAACAGCAGGUAAUUCUCGGGAAGCCACACGCUCGGAAGGUGUUCGAGAAGAUGGAAGACGACGCUGCGUCCCUGUUCGUGCAUCUCGACACGGACUCGGUGGCCAUGUCAACAGCCCCAACAACUAUCCGAUCAUCGAAGCGGUCAUUAAAGUUCGAUUUUGAUAAAGAACUCUUAGUAUCCAAGAUAUACGAACGAUGGAUACGGGGUUCUGUGAAGAAGUGUCUCCGGGACGAACAACCGCCCAAGAAUCCUGGUGGGGCAUUUGAACUCGAGGCCCCGGAUCGGGCGUGCCUUGGUGUCGUGUCGCAAACUGGCUCCUACUCUGCUAGCGAGCGCCCCAUGCCCGAACUCCAGGGCUCUGUCGCUAGCAUCGAGGCCCCGAGCGAUUAUAAUGGCAACACUAUAUCCGAGCUUGAGAGCCCUUCUGGCGUCCUCAACCCCAGGACCCAGAGCUACAAUAGCAGCACUAUAUCCCAGCACGAGAGUCCUUAUGGCACGAAUAGUACCACCUCCUCAGCUGUGGAUAGUCCUUUUAGCACCGCACUCUUCGGGUCAAGGCAGACGACCAGCGUCAACACCUCUCCAUCUUCGCUGGACACACCUGCGACAAGGUGGAGAAGAUUCCCCUCGCUCCGAAAGAUGCCCACGCGGAAUUAUACAGCCAGCGACAACUCUUCCAUUAGGGCGAGAGCCAAAAAAAUGCAGUGUGACUACGAGGCCGUACUGGUCGGAUCUGAGUCUAGACUGGAGAUUUUCCAUGCCAUAAGCGCAAAACAUAUGUCACGGAAAUAUGCUGAGCAGGAGCUGAUCAACGUCGCAUCGACGGGUGCUCUUGAAGCGCGCCUGGAGUUGGGUAAGCGUAGCAUCCACCUCGUCAACAUUGUCGAUGAGACAGGCGAUUGGCACGAAUGGCAACCCCUUUUAGAAUCAACGGCGUUCCUCCUCUUCGUCAUGGAUCUGGAUACGUACGAUGAGGAAGACAAGAUGAAGGAGACGCUUAGUCUGUUUGAAGAGAUAGUCAAGUCCAACUUCUUUCUGAAAGCGUCCGUCAUCCUGAUCCUGAACAAUAAAGCGGGUUUCAGGGAGAAGCUGCAAUGGAAAGCACUAUCUGACUGCUUUCCCGACUAUACCGGCGGCAGCGACUACCAUAAGGCAGUCGAGUACAUCAUCUGGAAGUUCAACAUGUUGAAUAGCGGCCGCUUCAUCAUGUAUCCUUGUGUGACGAAGAGUGACGAUCCUUCUGGUCUGGAUUCUAUGUCCACUGUUAUGCAGGAAGCCAUCAUAAAUUAUGUUCUGCGGGGUGCUAAACUUUUGGCAUGA
Messenger RNA from Pseudomassariella vexata, 1785 nucleotides. Its product is annotated as G-protein alpha subunit-domain-containing protein. Gene Ontology annotation, cellular component: heterotrimeric G-protein complex. Bases 1 to 1785 code for a protein of 594 amino acids. The transcript is spliced from 2 exons. Gene Ontology annotation, biological process: adenylate cyclase-activating G protein-coupled receptor signaling pathway. The record is from RefSeq and is a predicted model, not a curated record. Lineage: Eukaryota; Fungi; Ascomycota; Sordariomycetes; Amphisphaeriales; Pseudomassariaceae. Gene Ontology annotation, molecular function: G-protein beta/gamma-subunit complex binding; GTPase activity; guanyl nucleotide binding.